Messenger RNA from Lasiodiplodia theobromae, 5367 nucleotides. Its product is annotated as Beta-ketoacyl synthase. The transcript has 5 exons. NCBI's taxonomy places the organism in Eukaryota, Fungi, Ascomycota, Dothideomycetes, Botryosphaeriales, Botryosphaeriaceae. The record is from RefSeq and is a predicted model, not a curated record. Gene Ontology annotation, molecular function: fatty acid synthase activity; phosphopantetheine binding. Gene Ontology annotation, biological process: fatty acid biosynthetic process. Bases 1 to 5367 code for a protein of 1788 amino acids.
AUGCCGAUCUAUACACCCCCUUCCGAUUCUCAAGACGAGCCUCAAGAAAUGAGACUGGUCUAUUUCAGCAACGAAUUCCCGCACGAUGACCUACAAGAUCUCCUUCGCCGGUUGUACAACCUCAGCAAAGACAAACGGCAUCCGGUCUUGGCAAGAUUCAUCACUGAAGCCACUUCGGCCAUCAGGGAUGAAGUACGGGAGUUGCCAACCUCGCUCAGAGAGCUGAUUCCCCCUUUCAAAACCGUUUUGGACCUUGCCGACCAUCCCGAGCUUCGAAAAGGCCCUCUUUGCGGAUCAAUCGACGGCGUUCUACUUUGUGUUGUAGAGCUAGCGACAAUUAUCAGGUACUACGAGAAUUCUCCAAACGAAUUCGAUCUCCACUCCGGGCACACAUACCUCGCUGGUCUGGGCAUAGGACUUCUGGCCACCGCUGCCGUCUCGCUGGCACACACCCUGGCCGAGCUACCUCUCGUGGGUGCCGAGGUCGUGCGUGUUGCCUUCCGGCUCGGCGUCGUCGUGCAUGAGGUGUCACAAAACCUGGAACCCCGCGACCUGUCCGGCUCGCUGGACGCAUGGGCUUCGGUAGUUCCCGGAGUCAAGGCAGAGGAUGUUCAGGCAGAACUUGACGCAGUCCAAGCUCGAGAGAAUAUCCCCGAGCCCAGCAAGAUCUUCAUCAGCGCACUGAAUCAGACUUCAGUGACUGUGAGCGGGCCGCCAUCAAGAUUGAAGCAUCUCUUCCGUGCGUCGGAGUUCUUCCGCGGUCACAAGGUCGUCACCUUGCCCGUUUUCGGGGGUCUGUGCCAUGCGAAGCAUAUCUACAACCGUCAGCACGUGCAUGAGGUCAUUGACGUGAGCUCGCUUGACGAGCUGGAUGCGAAGUAUGCCCCGGCACUUCCCGUGUUCUCAACUUCGACAGGGAGUCAGUACACGGCAACGACUGCCAAAGAUCUGUUCGAGCAGAUCAUCUGGGAGAUCAUGACUCAGCAAAUCCAAUGGGAUAACGUUAUCCAAGGAGUGGUUGACCAGGCCAACAGUAUCGCAGCUUCCAGCUGCCAGGUGCUCGUCUUCCGUAACUCACUCCCGGUCCAUGACCUGCUAGCCUCGCUCAAUUCCAACCUCGAUCCUUUUGAGGCAGUCACGGAAGAACUGAUUCCGUGGGUCAAAAAGAGCUUUCCGGGAGAAGGAACGCCGAGAGGAACAGCCCAGUCCAAGAUCGCAAUCGUCGGGAUGUCUUGCCGACUGCCUGGCGGAGCAACAAACACAGAGAAGUUCUGGGAGCUCCUGGACCAGGGUCUGGAUGUGCAUAGAAAAAUUCCCGCGGACCGGUUCGACGUCGAGUCGCACCACGACCCCGCUGGAAAGAGGAUGAACACCAGUCUUACUCCGUAUGGCUGUUUUAUUGAUGAGCCUGGGUUGUUCGACGCACCAUUUUUCAACAUGUCUCCCCGCGAAGCGGAGCAGACGGACCCGAUGCAGCGCCUAGCGUUGGUCACUGCGUAUGAGGCCCUUGAGAGGGCAGGCUACGUCGCAAACCGUACGCCGGCCACAAACCUGCACCGCAUCGGAACAUUCUACGGACAGGCAAGCGAUGACUACCGUGAGGUCAACACAGCUCAGGAGAUCGGCACAUACUUCAUUCCGGGCGGAUGUCGUGCUUUUGGCCCGGGGCGUAUCAAUUACUUCUUCAAAUUCUCGGGGCCGAGUUUUAGCUGCGACACGGCGUGCUCUUCCAGCUUGGCAACAAUUCAGGCUGCCUGCACGUCGCUCUGGAACGGCGACACGGACAUGGUAGUGGCUGGCGGCAUGAACAUCCUCACAAACUCGGACGCCUUUGCUGGACUCAGCAAGGGACAUUUCCUCUCAAAGACGCCCAAUGCGUGCAAGACGUGGGAUAGCGAGGCUGAUGGAUACUGUCGAGCCGAUGGUGUUGGUUCUAUCGUCAUGAAGCGUCUCGAGGACGCGGAAGCGGACAAUGACAACAUCCUCGGCGUCAUCCUCGGGGCUGCUACUAACCACUCAGCCGAAGCCGUCUCCAUCACUCAUCCUCAUGCCGGCGCACAGUCAUACCUCUACAGGCAAAUGAUGAGCUCAGCAGGUGUCGAUCCCCUCGACGUCAGUUUUGUGGAAAUGCACGGCACGGGUACGCAAGCCGGUGAUACGGUUGAGAUCAAGUCCAUCACCGAUGUGUUUGCCCCAACAACGAGGCGCCGCAACUCCUCACAGCCACUGUAUAUCGGAGCAGUUAAAUCAAACGUCGGCCACGGUGAGGCUGUGGCUGGAGUGACGGCUCUCCUGAAGGUGCUGCUCAUGUACCAGAAGAACGCGAUCCCGCCACAUGUCGGAAUCAAGAACAGCCUCAACCCCGGAUUCCCCAAGGACUUGGAUGCAAGGAAUCUUCGCAUUCCUUAUGAAAAGCAGGCUUGGCCUCGCGUGGAGGGGAAGAGACGCAUUGCUGUUGUGAACAACUUCAGCGCUGCGGGCGGCAACACGACUGUCGCCAUUGAGGAACCACCUGUACCCAAGGCUGAUGGUCCUCUUGACCCUCGCACGAACCAUGUGAUUGCCGUAUCAGCGAAGAGCAAAGCGUCUCUCCGAGGCAACCUGGAACGCCUCAUUGCGUAUCUCGACGCUAAUCCGGACGUGUCAUUGGCGAAUCUCUCGUACUCGACGACUGCCCGACGAUACCACCACAACCAUCGUGUGGCAAUUGCGGCGUCUGAUGUUGCGCAGGCGAAGAAGAAGCUCUCAUCUCAUCUCGCAACAGUCGAUACGCACAAGCCUGUUCCAACCACUGGCCCGCCUCAGAUCGCGUUCGCCUUCACUGGCCAGGGAUCCUCUCACAAGUCCAUGAACCUCGAGCUGUUCCAUUCCUCGCCGUAUUUCAGAUCCCAGAUCCUCCACCUGGAUGCUUUGGCUCAGAGCCAAGGCUUCCCAUCUUUCGUGCCAGCCGUUGACGGGAGCCACGCCAAGGACCACGCACACUCUCCUACCAUCACGCAGCUUGCUCUCGUUGCCGUUGAGAUCGCACUCGCCAAAUACUGGGUGUCUUUGGGCGUGAAGCCAAGUGUUGUCGUUGGGCAUAGCCUGGGCGAGUAUGCCGCCCUUCAUGUGGCUGGCGUGCUCUCCGCCGCUGAUGCGCUGUUCCUCGUCGGCCGCAGAGCCCAGCUACUCGAGGAGAAGUGCCAAGUCGGUAGCCACAAGAUGCUGGCGGUGCGUGCCUCGCUUGCCGACAUUGAGAAGAGUGCUGCCGGGCUCACGUACGAAGUCGCCUGCAUCAACGGGCCGAAGGAAACGGUGCUGAGCGGAUCAAAGGAGCAGAUGGAGGCUAUCACCCAGCCACUGCAAUCGGCCGGUCACAAGUGCUACAGCCUCGACGUCGCAUUCGCCUUCCACUCGAAGCAGACGGAUCCGAUCCUCGACGAGUUCGAGGAGCUUGCGAAGAGCAGCGUCCUUUUCCAGGCUCCAAAUCUGCCCGUCGUCUCGCCUUUGUUGAGCAAGGUCGUCUUCGACGAGAAGACUAUCAACGCCAACUACGUACGGAGGGCCACACGGGAGACGGUCAACUUCCUCGACGCUUUGGAGAUGGCACAGAACAUCUCCACGGUGGACGAAGACACCGUCUGGGUCGAAAUCGGCCCUCAUCCUGUCUGCAUGGGCUUCGUCAAAGCCACGCUUCCAUCCGUCCACGCCGCUGUUCCAUCGUUCCGCAGAGACGAAGAAAACUGGGACACGAUCGCUCAGAGCCUCAGCGUCCUACACCCUGCCGGAGUGCCGAUUGACUGGAGCGAAUUCCACCGUCCUUUCGAAAAGGGACUCCGCCUCCUCGACCUGCCUACGUAUGCCUGGAACGACAAGAACUACUGGCUCAUGUACAAUGGAGACUGGGCUCUCACCAAGGGCAACACUUUCUACGACGCUGAAAAGGGGUCCAAGGUGGCUCCGGCCUUGCCCUCAAGCCUGAGGACCUCGACUGUCCAGCAAAUCGUCGAGGAAGUGUAUACCGGAACGGCAGGAACAGUGACAAUGCGCUCAGACUUGAUGCAGCCAGACUUUCUGGCUGCUGCCAACGGCCAUAGGAUGAACGGGUGCGGUGUGGUAACAUCUUCUAUCCACGCGGACAUCUCCUACACCCUCGGAGAAUACCUCUACAAGAAGUUCUACCCAGGCGCCAAGGAAGUCAAUAUGAACAUCGCCAACCUCGAAGUCCUCCAAGGCCUCGUCGCGCAAAAGAACACCAAAACGCCGCAAGUCAUCCAAGUCUCCGCCUCAACCUCCGACAUCACCUCGGGCGUCGUCUCCCUCAAAUGGCAGCACGUCCACCCCGACGGCACCGUCUCCGACCCCUUCGCCAGCGCCACCAUCCACUACGGCGACGCCUCCACGUGGCUCGCCUCCUGGAUCCCCAGUGCGCACCUCAUCCAAGGCCGCAUCGACGCGCUGGAGCAGCUGGCCAACGCCGGCGUCGCCAACCGCUUCUCGCACAACAUGGCGUACCUGCUCUUCGGCACCAACCUCGUCGACUACGCGCCCAAGUACCGCGGCAUGCAGUCGGUCGUGCUGCACGGCCUCGAGGCCUUCGCCGACGUGACGCUCACGACGGAAAAAGGCGGGAGCUGGACCGUGCCGCCGUAUUUUAUUGAUAGCGUCGCGCACCUCGCCGGCUUCGUCAUGAACGUGUCGGAUGCGAUUGACACGAAGGCGAAUUACUGCGUCACGCCGGGAUGGGGCUCGAUGCGCUUCGCCCGCCCGCUUGAGGCUGGCGCCCGGUAUCGCUCGUACGUCAAGAUGAUCCCGACGGCCGAGGACCCGAGUGUCUUCCUCGGCGACGUGUAUGUCCUGCAGGAUGCUGUUGUUGUUGGCAUGGUUGGUGGCAUCAAGUUCCGCCGCUACCCGCGCAUUUUGCUUAACCGCUUCUUCUCCGCGCCGGACGACACGGCGGCCUCGGCUUCGCAGUCGCAUGCCGCCCCUCCGCCGCCGCCGGCGACGACGACGGCAAAGCCAGCGGUCGUAGUGCACGAGUACCCGACCAUCGCCCCGGCCGCGAACCCGGGCCCGCCCCUGAAGGCGACGGCCACCGCAACCACGACAGCUGUACCCGUUCCCACUGCUGCCGCCGCCGUCGAGCCGCCGGCGUCUAACAGCAUCGCAUCGAAGGCGACGGUGCUGAUCGCGCGGGAGGCCGGCCUGGACGUGGCGGAGCUGACCGACGACGCCAGCUUCGCGAACCUGGGCGUCGACAGCCUGAUGAGCCUGGUCAUCGCCGAGAAGUUCCGCGAGGAGCUGGGCGUGACGGUCAGCGGGAGCCUGUUCCUCGAGUACCCGACGCUGGGCGAUUUGAGGAGUUGGUUGGUGGAGUACUACAAUUAA